GCGAUUACACUGCCAUUUUACCCCUUCAGCACGCGCGAGGAGAAAGAAUAGGGUUUUGGUAUUCCAUAAAUCUCAAACUGUAAAACCCCAGUAUUUCUCUCCCGUCUGUAUAUGAACAGCAAUCUCUUCAAGAUGGUUACGUUUUGAACCUGAUAUGGGAACUCGAAAUGUCUUGUGGAAUUUGGCAAACAAGUAUUUCACCUUUGGGCUCAUAGGCCUUACUGUUUCUGAUCGAUAUGCAAGUAUUGUUCCGGUGCGGGGGGCUUCUAUGUCUCCCACAUUUAAUCCUCAAGCCAGCAAUUUUACGGAUGACUAUGUUUUGGUGGAGAAGUUUUGCCUUGAAAAGUACAAGUUUUCACACGGCGAUGUGGUAGUUUUCCGUUCCCCAAGUAAUCACAAGGAGAAAUACGUAAAGAGAAUAAUUGGCUUACCAGGUGACUGGAUUGGAACUACUCAUAAUUCCUAUGAUGUGUUGAAGAUUCCAGAAGGACAUUGUUGGUUAGAGGGUGAUAAUUCAGCUUCUAGCAAGGAUUCCAGAUCUCUUGGCCCAAUUCCUUUGGGUUUGGUUCAAGGAAGGGUGACCCACAUCGUGUGGCCUCCUCAGAGAAUAGGUGCAGUCGAGAGAAGUUAUCCUCAGGAAAGAGUUUCUUCUCCUUGAUAUUAUUUCGACUCUGGAUCUCAUUUUGCGAGGGAAAACCAUUUUUUUCCCUGAUUCAUGUCCUUUUGGGCAUUUGCAGAGGAAACAUUUUUUGAUUGGAUUUCCAUCUUGUCAUUGAUUCUUGAUAUGUGCCCCUUGCAUGUUUAGGCUCUUUUAGUGAGAUCUAUGCUGAUUUUGCCUUCAUUUUGGGAAUAGGAUCUUCCCCAUUUCUUAGUCAAUUUUCAAUUUCGCAAACUAAAGAUAUAUAUGAAUGGAAUCAUUUAAUGGUCAAGAUUAUAUUUUACA
Messenger RNA from Corylus avellana, 943 nucleotides. RefSeq names its product Peptidase S24/S26A/S26B/S26C family protein. Gene Ontology annotation, cellular component: mitochondrial inner membrane peptidase complex; membrane. NCBI's taxonomy places the organism in Eukaryota, Viridiplantae, Streptophyta, Magnoliopsida, Fagales, Betulaceae. Gene Ontology annotation, molecular function: serine-type endopeptidase activity. The record is from RefSeq and is a predicted model, not a curated record.